Molecule: messenger RNA, 214 nt
Organism: Ochotona princeps (American pika)
Lineage: Eukaryota; Metazoa; Chordata; Mammalia; Lagomorpha; Ochotonidae
Exons: 1
Coding region: 9-191 (60 amino acids)
Source: RefSeq, a predicted model, not a curated record
ACAACAGGAUGCUGUUGCUACUGUCAUUGCUGCCUCUCUUGCCGCCGCCGCUGCUGCCGCCGCCGCCACUGCUCCUGCUUUUGCUUUUACUUCUGCUGCAUGACAGUUGCUUUCUCCAUCUAAGCAGACAGCAGCUUCAGAUGCUCGAGGUGAGGAACAUGCCUUUCAGUUUGGGCUACUGGUUUACCUAAUUAACCAACGAGCAGCUCCCGCU